This is a messenger RNA of Diabrotica balteata, 363 nucleotides long. Lineage: Eukaryota; Metazoa; Arthropoda; Insecta; Coleoptera; Chrysomelidae. The record is from the annotation of a GenBank genome assembly.
AUGACUAAUAGUUUGUUUUUAUUUACAUUUACAGAGCCAAAAACACCAAUCGUCCAUCAACCCAGCCAACAACACACCAACCAAAACCAACAACCUUCCGUCCAACCACAUCAGACUGCUUCGGAAAAAUCAUCUCCAUCCGUCGAUCGACCGUAUCUUGGACAGACGUCUUUGUUGCCAGCAACAAGUACAAGUGCAAUUAAAAGUGAACCCGGUUAUGAUUAUAGUAGCUGUGUUCAGAAUCAACCUGCGUACUCUUAUCAACAGAUCUUCGGAUUUCCAGGAGGUAGUGGCAAUAACGAAGUGGCCUACCACCAUCAACACCAUGUAACGGCAGCGGCCAAGCUUAUGGCAUCUUCGUAG